Molecule: messenger RNA, 2114 nt
Organism: Vespula vulgaris
Lineage: Eukaryota; Metazoa; Arthropoda; Insecta; Hymenoptera; Vespidae
Gene: 5-HT2A
Product: 5-hydroxytryptamine receptor 2C
Exons: 5
Coding region: 1-1392 (463 amino acids)
Biological process (GO): chemical synaptic transmission; serotonin receptor signaling pathway; G protein-coupled receptor signaling pathway, coupled to cyclic nucleotide second messenger
Cellular component (GO): membrane; dendrite
Molecular function (GO): neurotransmitter receptor activity; serotonin binding; G protein-coupled serotonin receptor activity
Source: RefSeq, a predicted model, not a curated record
AUGCGUUCGAACGAAGUCAAUUUAACAUCCUGGACGAAUGUCCUGACGUUGCAUCGAACUUCCUGUAACGGGAGCCUUUACGACUGUGCUAUGAAAGAGUGCAUCGCCGCCGAAUCGAUCGAUUUAGAUCGUAUUUGUGACGUCACGAAGAACGCAAUAAUACCUAUGACGAACUUACUAUGCAGAUCAUGCAAUUACACCAAUUGUCAGGUGUCAUUUGUUUUAAAUAAAUUGGAAACCAGCAUCGAGGGUAUCUUUUUAUCGAGGAUAACGAACUUUGACGGCUGCGUUUCGAGCAACGGCAAAACUGAGAUCCUGGAAUGCAUCGAUCAAAGAAAUAUCGUCGAUGGUGACGAUAUAGAAUUGUAUUGUUCGCGAAAAUCAACAGUAGCCAUUCGUCGAACUGAUUGGAGAUUCCUUUUCGUCUCCGUUAUCAUAGUAAUAGCUGGUGGUCUAGGAAAUACUCUGGUUUGCUUAGCCGUUGUAUUGGAAAAAAAGCUUCACAAUUUAACCAACUACUUUCUACUAUCUCUCGCCAUUGCCGAUCUUCUCGUCAGUCUUUUCGUUAUGCCAAUGGGUGCAAUUCCUGGAUUUUUAGGUUAUUGGCCACUCGGCAUCGUCUGGUGUAACAUUUAUGUGACCUGCGACGUUCUCGCAUGUUCGGCGAGCAUUAUGCACAUGUGUUUCAUUUCCGUGGGCAGAUAUGUAGGUAUUCGCAACCCAUUAAGGACACGAAGGACUUAUACGAAACGUAUCGUUGCCCUUAAAAUAACAACCGUAUGGUUACUAGCUAUGCUGAUGUCCAGUUUUAUCACCGUACUAGGCUUGAUCGAUCCGAAAAACGUAAUGCCGGAAACAACCACUUGCGCCAUCAACAAUAGAAUUUUCUUUAUCUUCGGAUCUUUAAUUGCGUUUUACAUACCGACGAUCGUUAUGGUACUGUCUUAUGUACUGACUGUACAAUUACUCCGAAAGAGGGCGCGAUUUAUCGCGGAAAAUUCAAACGACGAUCUAUCGCUUGGGAAAUUGAUUGGAAAAUUUGUUUCCACGAAAACUUCCUCGACCGAACGUGAAAAUACAAGAUCUCUUAAAUUGUUAAGUGAAAAAACAAAUGGGAAGAUCCUAGCUGCGAAUGCGAUAGCAUCCAAACAGAAAGCCAGCAAAGUUCUUGGAUUGGUAUUCUUUACGUUUUUAAUUUGUUGGGCACCAUUCUUUGCAUUAAAUAUUAUAUUCGCCGUUUGUCCAACUUGUUUUGUGCCACGGCACGUAACAGACACAUUUUUAUGGUUAGGUUAUGCAUCUUCCACUAUAAAUCCUAUCAUUUAUACGAUUUUCAACAAAACUUUUCGGGCUACGUUCGUACGUUUAUUGAAAUGCAAAUGGUUCAGAUAGUAAUUCUAAAUGCGUUCUAGUAUUAUGUAUUUUAUUUUUUCUUACAUCUGUUUUUUUGCUUCUUAUUUAUAAUUUUUAUCUUCUAUACGAUAUAAAUUCAAAACAACGAAUUAUUAAAAGAUACGAGUAAAACAAAAAAAAAAAGAAAUAGACGGCGGGAAAAAUAAAAUCUUUAAAAUGAUAUCUACUAAGUUUUAAAAUGGAUGGUAGAUUAAAUAUCAAUGAAAGUAAUGUAUUUGCAAUUUAUUUAUUUUUUGAGAGGUUGAGUUUCUUUACUUAGUAAUUUGCUCUAAUUUUUUCAAUUACCAAGAUACAGUGUGCCAAAAUAAAAAUUAUACUAAUUAUAAUUAGUGUGAUGAGAAUGUGCAUUAUAUCUUUAUCAUAUAUCCUAAGUGUCACGUACUUGAACUAUUAAUCUUUUUCUAACAUAGUGAUAUUCAAAUAUUACAUGUGAAGGAAAGGUUUAAUGUUCUCAAUAGUUUUACUUCUAAAAUACUCGUUAAAUAUUUAACAAAUAUGUUUAUAUGCAAAUAGUUAAUUAUGCAAUAACAUAUUCCCUUUGAUUUUUCUUUUUUUCAUAUAUACAUAGGAUAAUAGAAGAUAUAUCAUACAUUUUAUGAUUCAUCUUCUAUAUCUUCUUUAUCAUUAGCUUUAUUUGUAUUCUUUUUCUUUUUUAUUAUUUUUUUCUCUCUUCCUUUUUUCUUUUUUUUUUUUUUUAACAA